GCAUUCCAUAAUUAACUGCUCGCCAGCCCAGCUCUCCUCUCUUCUUUACAUAGAAUUCUGUCUCUCUCCCUUGCAGGCCUAGCUCCUUUGUUCCUCCCUCAUAUUUAUCACAUGGCCGGAUUUUUGUCGCUUCUCCGGCGCGUCUACCUCUCCAUCUACAACUGGACUGUCUUCGCCGGCUGGUGUCAGGUUUUGUACUUUGCCCUGAAGACGUUGACGGAAUCCGGACACGAACACGUCUACAAUGCCGUUGAAAAGCCUCUCCUGCUCGCUCAGACGGCUGCCGUUUUGGAGAUUCUCCAUGGUUUACUGGGUUUGGUGAGAUCUCCAAUAUCGGCCACGCUGCCGCAGAUUGGGUCAAGAUUGUAUCUAACUUGGGGCGUUUUAUGGAGUUUUCCUGAGAUUCAGAAGCAUGUUCUUGUUAGCUCCCUGGUCAUUAGUUGGUCAAUUACAGAGAUUAUUCGUUACUCUUUCUUUGGUGCAAAGGAGGCCUUUGGUUCUGCUCCAUCUUGGCUCUUGUGGUUCAGAUAUAGCACCUUUUUGUUAUUAUAUCCAACCGGUAUAACCAGUGAAGUUGGUCUAAUAUAUAAUGCCCUGCCAUAUAUCAAGGGAUCUGAAAAGUAUUGCAUAAGAAUGCCGAAUAAAUGGAAUUUCUCUUUUGACUACUUCUAUGCUGCAAUUAUUGCCCUCGGAAUCUAUGCCCCAGGAAGUCCUCACAUGUACACAUAUAUGCUCGGGCAGAGGAAGAAAGCUCUUGCCAAGUCGAAACGGGAAUAGAACAAUAUUUAAUGUUAUUCAUUAUUUGUUGGAAUCAUUUUGUGUAACUUUUCAAUCUGAUGUUAAUGUUGUAUGUUUAAGUCUUCACUAAGAAUGGUCCUAAUCACUGCGUCUUUGUUCUCUCGUUCAUAACUAUUGGCUAGAAAACUUCAAGUCUUGAGAAAUUCUGCCAUGUAGCAGGAUAACUAUGCUGUGGUGUCUUAAACAGAGAUGAAAUGAUAACCAUUUUUUACUCCGGGGCUGGAUCACAAAACCCCCC
Rubroshorea leprosula is the source of this 1036-nucleotide messenger RNA. Lineage: Eukaryota; Viridiplantae; Streptophyta; Magnoliopsida; Malvales; Dipterocarpaceae. The record is from the annotation of a GenBank genome assembly.